UCGAGGUUGCGUGUCGUGUCGCUUGAUUCAUCCCGAAGUUGGGCCCCUCCGGUAGAAGGGUCAGAAAAACAACACAGCGCGGAAGAUCGCGAACCAUUUUUCGGUCGGUGUCGCGCGAGUGCUAUCGAUCCGAUCGCAGUUGGUCAAAAAGGUUUUGAAGCAGAGUGAAUCACCAUCGUCGCCAGCAUGAAUUGUGUAUUAGGUCAAAGUUGUUCUAAUAUGUUUGAAUGAUACGUUUGGGAAGCGGAAUUCCGGGCAAAGUGCAAGUGCUACCAAGGAUUAAUCAAAAUCCCGAGUCAAUUUAGAUUAGUGUAUAUAGUGAAAAAAAAGGAAAGUAACGUAGAAAAAGCUCCUGCACCAAGGGGAAAAUCGAAAGUUAUUGGCAGCGCUGAAGACAUCAAGCACCGUGACCGAGCUGGAUUUGGAAGGUGGCAGAACUAGUAGCGGUCGGUAGAUAGAGCUAGUGUGAGUGUGUGUGUGUGUGUGCGAGCCAAACCAUGAACCACCUGCCAGGAUCGUCCCCGCGGUCACCGGCGCCCUCGCCGGAUCCGGACGUGGACGAUGGGAGCUCCAAAAAGCAGGCUACCAGGGUUUUCAAAAAGAGCUCCUCCAACGGCAAAAUAACAGUCUACCUGGGCAAACGGGACUUUGUGGACCACAUUUCGCAUGUAGACCCCAUAGACGGCGUCGUACUGAUAGAUCCCGACUACGUGAAGGAUCGCAAGGUGUUUGGACACGUGCUGGCCGCGUUCCGAUACGGGCGUGAAGAUCUGGACGUGCUCGGGCUGACGUUCCGGAAAGACCUGUACCUCGCCUCCGAACAGAUCUUCCCCCCGCUGGAAACGGACCGACCCCUGACGCGCCUCCAGGAGCGGUUGAUCCGCAAGCUCGGCCCCAAUGCGUACCCCUUUUACUUCGAGGUGCCGCCGCACUGCCCGGCGUCGGUGUCGCUCCAGCCGGCCCCCGGGGACACCGGCAAACCGUGCGGCGUCGACUACGAGCUGAAGGCCUUCGUGGGGGAAACGCCCGAGGACAAGCCCCACAAGCGCAACUCGGUCCGGCUCGCCAUCCGGAAGAUCAUGUACGCGCCCUCGAAGCUCGGCGAGCAGCCCUCGAUCGAGGUCAGCAAGGAGUACAUACUGAAACCAAAUAAGAUCCACCUGGAGGCCAGUUUGGACAAGGAGCUUUACCACCACGGCGAGAGCCUCUCGGUGAAUGUACAUAUAGCGAACAACUCGAGCAAAACGGUGAAGAAAAUCAAAGUGUCCGUGCGGCAGUUCGCCGACAUCUGCCUCUUCUCGACGGCGCAGUACAAGUGCACCGUGGCGGAGGUCGAGUCAGAGGACGGAUGUCAAGUGGCGCCCGGCUUUACACUGUCCAAAGUGUUUACGCUGACGCCGCUGCUGGCCAACAACAAGGACAAAUGGGGCCUGGCACUGGACGGCCAGCUCAAGCACGAGGACACCAAUCUGGCCUCCAGCACGUUGUCUCGCAACAUGGUCGAUGGAAAGUAUAGAAUUGCCGAUCCGUCCCAGCGGGAAAACCUCGGCAUCAUCGUGCAGUACAAAGUGAAGGUUAAGCUGUGCAUUACACCACUCGGCGGUGACCUCGUCGCGGAGCUGCCGUUCAUCCUGAUGCACCCGAAGCCGGACGACGACGAGCCGGUGAUAGGGGACCGAUCGCCCGGCCGGACGACCAACAGUGCCGCCGUCGGUGGCGAGGGCAAGCAAAACGCGGGCGGUGCCGGUGGCGGUGACGGCCUGACCAAGAACAGCAACAACCACAGUGGCGGCCCCAGCGGCGGCACCAAAGAGGACGGACCGAACCUGAUUCAGCUGGAUGGCGACGAAAACUGUCCGGAUGACGACAUCAUCUUCGAGGACUUUGCACGGUUACGCUUGAAAGGGGCCGAAACGGAAGCCUAAUGCACGAAGAAGACGGCACCGCCGGCGGCGGGCCGUGCCUGUGUGGGAGAAAGAAAAAAAGCGCGUUAGUGUGGGUGUGUAGCAGCAGCAGUAGCGUAGUAUUUGUACGUACUACCACGUAUCACCACCACACCACCACAACCACAACCCUCCCAGUAUCCAGUGUGGCAUUUUUUUUGGAGAGUGAGAGAGAAAAAUUUCCCAUCGUUUUGCCAAAAAGAGAAAGCGAAAGAGUUCAGAGCAAAAAACAAUAACAAGACAAAGCCGCACACAGAUGUAAAGUAGUGUGAGUGUGUAGAGAGCGCGCAACUAGGCACAAAGUAUCAUUCAAUUACUACUACAGUGAAACCACGACCACAACCACCAUCGCACAGUUUAGUGUAUUACCAAACAGAAUAAAAUGAGAAAGCAUGGUUCAAACACGAGUAGUUUUGUGUGUAUUAGUGUGGGUGAGAGCGGGCGAGUGUGAUUAAGGUGAAACGGGAACGCGUGCGCGAGAACUUUUUUAACUUUACCAAAAUGGAAACUUUAAAAUGGCGGCCAGAUUGUGAAAACUGGGAAAAGGCGCAAAGCUUUAGUAUCUUAGCGUGAGCUAUAAAAUAGUUGAUGACAGGUAAACGGGAGAUCUUCGUUGGAAACCCACACACACAUAAAAUUAUUAGCAAACCCAAGAUUGGAAGGAAGGCGCGUCGUCGUGUAAACAAUACAAUGUUUUUAAACGGAAUUACACAUUUAGGCAAACAAAAAAAAAAACAAACAAAAUUAAUAAUCAACGUGGAAGCAUUUACGAAGCGUUCGUCUUCGCUCAUGUAGUUAAAAAAAGUCGCUUCUGUCGCCUAGCAGGACAGACGAUAGUAUCUUUAUAUGAUAUAUAUUUUUGCUAUUAUACAACUAUUAAAUUUUCCUACGUUUCGGCGAGCGAAGUUUAUUAACACACCUCCUUAUUUAUUAACGUUAAUUUGUCUGUUUGCAACGCAUUAUAAAUACCAACUGUUUCAGUUUAGCUUUUAUUUAUUUUUCCAUACGUAAGCAAAGAAAGCAAGAGCAGAUUUCUAAUAUAUUACUCCUUUUAGGUUAUGUAUCGCUUUAGGUAAGAGCUCCAACCAGCUUUCUUUCAAAUUAGUUUUAAACUUUACACACCCAAACAGAAACAGAAACAAAAUCAAUCAAACGAGCAAGCUCCGCGCUUGCCUUGCUACAGUAUUUCUUGAAACAAAAAUUCUAAAUUUGCUGCUUCUGGCAAAGCAUUCCAUGAAAGCUUCUUUCCAAACACUCUGGUAGUGGUGUUGCUAGGCAACGGAAUUUACACACACACUUACACACGCGUACACAGCGCCUAGAAACGUUUUAGUGAGCCACACAAACACUGACAAAAGCAAAAGGUUUAGUAGAAUUUCGCACAAUAAAAGGACUUCAAUCUUUCGAAAAUAAAAAAAAGGAGCGCAUUUAAGUAGCUUUCGAUGGGACUUUUUAUGUUUUCAGCACCAAGCACAGAUUGCUUCGAUAAUUUUUAAACGUGCACGCGCUUCAACUGAGUAACAUUUUUAAGUGUGUGCUUCCGGUGGGGCAUUUGAAGCGAUUAGACAAAUAUUGGCGACGAGAAACCCUGUAAUUUUGGGAGCGGGUUUUCGGAUAUUUACACUGAAAUAAAUCGAUGUUUAAUAAACCUGUUGGCUACUGAUAAAUGUUUACGCGCCACCUAAGUUUAUCGUAAGGGCCCUCGUUACCUUUUACCGUGCAACAUUUGAAUGUCUAAAUGUUACCGUUACGAGCGUAAAUGCGAACUAUUUUUGUACACUCUGCAAAUAAACACUGAUAAAAAUUACAUGUUGGAAUUGUUACGAUUGAUGUAACAUUUUUUUCAGUUUUUUGGUUUUAUUUAAAUUUGCACUUAAAUGUGCGAAACAAAGCUUUUUUUACGGAAACGUGUAUUGAAUUGUUCUCCUCCAACAUAAACAUUCGGCAAGUUGAAAUUUGAAGGUCAAGUUCACAUAUUUGACGCAAAUUUACAUACAUGAAUGUGUAAAAACGAAAUUACAUGGAGAUGCAAAUUCCAGCUUCCGUAUGUAAUUUUACCGCGUUUCUGAUGUAAAGUUACACGUUCGAGUAAUAAAAUAUGUAAAUUUACAUCAAAAACUAGGUAACAUUACAUUAGCGAGGUUUUAUAUGUAAUUUAAUUGUUACACAUUGAUUUACGUGAAAUUACAUAAAAACAGGUCGACUUACACCUUCAAACUUUUAACUCGCCGUUUUCAACGUUUUUUUUAACUGUUCAGAACAAAACCAAACACUGAUAAUAAUAGAAACUCGUAUGUCUUGCACUAGCAGCAGCGCACAUUUUUUGUACGAAGGCGCAUAUUUUACACACACUGAAACACAACCACAAAAAUUGCAACGCAGUCCAUUGGGCAGAGCGCGAGAAAGCGAGCGUAAUUGGGGACACACACACACACUAGAGACAAAGUAAACAAAAGAAAAUGUACACAAUUAGAGCCAUCGAAUUUAUUUGUAGAAACAUUUGAAAAAAACAAAAGAAGAGUAAACAAAACAGCACUAGUUAAAAAAUGGAAAUAGAGAAGAAAUAACUUGAAAAUUUUAUCUGUCCUCUCCUUUAUACAGAAAAAAAACUAAAACUAAUCACAAAUAGUUUGAACACAAUAAAAAAAAAAAACAAAAAAGUCUUGCAAAGAAUCAUGUUAACAUGUAAACAAAGUGUAGUUAAACUAUUCAAAGUAAGUUGAUCAUCAUACUCCUCCCACAACAGUCACAAAAAAUCUGUACAGAACGAAUAGAAUGAAACAAACAGGAAGUAACAAAAAUCACAAGAUUCUUAAAAGUCACCUUCUCUAACACACAAACUAGCAACAAAGCCGAACCUUCAAUGGAGAUUUUACAUGUUACAUACACACACACACACACACACACACGCAAACAGAGAUAGGAAGGCGCCACGCUGAAGCGAAAAGAAACCCCCUCUUAAUAUAUUUGAUAAGCAAACAAAAUCAUGCACACAAACACACACACUAGGUAAAAUCUAUCGUAAUCGACAGACAAACACAAACAAUAAACACUCACACACCGUAGCGAAGUAAAACAAGUGGAAAAAGAAAGUCACAACAAUAAAGCGGUUAAGCUAGGAAAGGAGAACAAAACAAAAACAGAAAAAAACACGAAACAGAAAACACACACACAUAGAGAAAGCAUAAAUGUAUUAACUGACUGUAAGAUGUAUAUUAGUUAAAGCAAAAAACAAAAAAGAAACAAAACAAAUAAAGGAAAGAAAGAUAAAGAAGAUGAUGCAGAAGAUUUGGGGAGCUUUUUGUUCAGGUAUUGAAGACUUUUCGAAAGGUGUAGGCUGCCGGAAGAGGAGUAGGGAAAAAAAGACGAAGAGGUUGGACAAUUAUUUUGCAAAGUAGAAUGGGGAAUAGAAAGUGAAUGCACAGAGUUUGAAAAUGGGAAGAAGUGAAAGGUUGAGGAGAAGAAAAAAAAGAGAGAGAGGGAGGCAAACAACAAUGAACAUAAGUUAUUGUACUAUUAUUAUUAAGUAAUUGCUAUAUGAAAAUGAUUUUUUAUGAUUAUAAUGAUGAAUGAAAACAAUGGAUAUAGAAAACUGGAAAAUGGAAACAUGAAAAACAGAGGAGAGUAACAAUUUAACAAAAUAUAAUUUGGUGUAAAAAG
Culex pipiens pallens (northern house mosquito) is the source of this 5603-nucleotide messenger RNA. RefSeq names its product beta-arrestin-1 (gene krz). Gene Ontology annotation, cellular component: cytoplasm. The transcript is spliced from 11 exons. Gene Ontology annotation, biological process: signal transduction; G protein-coupled receptor internalization. Gene Ontology annotation, molecular function: G protein-coupled receptor binding. The record is from RefSeq and is a predicted model, not a curated record. NCBI's taxonomy places the organism in Eukaryota, Metazoa, Arthropoda, Insecta, Diptera, Culicidae. Bases 498 to 1925 code for a protein of 475 amino acids.